Balaenoptera musculus (blue whale) is the source of this 1968-nucleotide messenger RNA. It is a transcript of the gene MMP25, whose product is annotated as matrix metallopeptidase 25. Gene Ontology annotation, biological process: proteolysis; extracellular matrix organization; collagen catabolic process. NCBI's taxonomy places the organism in Eukaryota, Metazoa, Chordata, Mammalia, Artiodactyla, Balaenopteridae. Gene Ontology annotation, cellular component: extracellular matrix. Gene Ontology annotation, molecular function: zinc ion binding; metalloendopeptidase activity. The transcript has 10 exons. The record is from RefSeq and is a predicted model, not a curated record. Bases 1 to 1659 code for a protein of 552 amino acids.
AUGCUCCGGCUCCUGGCGCUCUUGCUCCCGUUGCUGCCGCCGCUCGCGCGCGCCCGGGAGCCCUCCGCGCAGGACGUGAGCCUGGGCGUGGACUGGCUGACCCGCUAUGGCUACCUGCCGCCACCUCACCCUGCCCAGGCCCAGCUGCAGAGCCCUGCAAAGCUUCGGGAUGCGAUCAAGGUCAUGCAGAGGUUUGCGGGUCUGCCGGAGACAGGCGUCCUGGACCCUGUGACAGUGGCCACCAUGCAUAAGCCCCGCUGCUCCCUGCCUGAUGUGCUGGGGGCGGCGGGGCUGGUCAGGCGGCGCCGCCGGUAUGCUCUGAGUGGCAGCGUGUGGAAGAAGCGAACCCUGACGUGGAGGGUAAACUCCUUCCCCCAGGGCUCAGUGCUGAGCCAGGAGACAGUGCGGACCCUCAUGCACCAUGCCUUGACCACCUGGGGUGUUGAGUCAGGCCUCGAAUUCCAGGAAGUGGGUUCUCAGGGCCCGAUGGAGCCUGACAUCCUCAUCGACUUUGCGCGGGCCUAUCACCAGGACAGUUACCCCUUCGACGGGCAGGGGGGCACCCUCGCCCAUGCCUUCUUCCCUGGGGAGCACUCCAUCUCUGGGGACACUCACUUCGAUGAUGAGGAGACCUGGACUUUUGGGUCAAAAGAUGGCGAGGGGACGGACCUGUUUGCCGUGGCUGUUCAUGAGUUUGGCCACGCCUUGGGCCUGGGCCACUCCUCAGCGCCCGACUCCAUCAUGAGGCCCUUUUACCAGGGCCCGGUGGGCAACCCCACCGAGUACCGCCUGUCCCAGGACGACCUCGAAGGCCUGCAACAGCUCUACGGGAAAGCACCCCAAACCCCACUUGACAAGCCCACAAGGAAACCCCUGGCUCCUCCUCCCCCGCCCCCUGCCCUGCCCCCGGACAGCCCCUCCCAACCCGUUCCUGAUCGAUGUGGUGGCCAUUUUGACGCCAUCGCCAACAUCCGAGGCGAAACUUUCUUCUUCAAAGGCCCGUGGUUCUGGCGCCUCCAGCCCUCGGGACAGCUGGUGUCCCCCCGGCCCGCCCGGCUCCACCGCUUCUGGGAGGGGCUACCGGCCCAGGUGAAGGUCAUCCAGGCCGCCUACGCCCGGCAUCCGGACGGCCGCAUCCUUCUCUUCAGCGGUCCGCAGUUCUGGGUGUUCCAGGACCGGCAGCUGGAGGGCGCCGCGCGGCCGCUCACGGAGCUGGGGCUGCCCCCGGGGGGGGAGGUGGACGCCGUGUUUUCUUGGCCGCUGAACGGGAAGACCUACCUGAUCCGGGGCAGGCGGUACUGGCGGUACGACGAGGCGGCAGCGCGCCCGGACCCCGGCUACCCGCGCGACCUGAGCCUCUGGGAGGGGGCACCGCACGCCCCCGACGACGUCACCGUCAGCAACACAGGUGACACCUACUUCUUCAAGGGCGCCCACUACUGGCGCUUCCGCAAGGGCAGCGUCAAAGCCGAGCAGGACUCCCCCCAACCAAUGGGCCCUAAGUUUCUGGACUGCCCCGCCCCCAGACCCCCCAAAGCGACCCUUAAGCCAGGAGCCUGCGACUGUCAGUGCGAGAUCAGUCAGGCGGCAGGGCGGCCGUCCGUGCCCCCCCUGCUGCCCCUGCUGCCCCUGCUGGUGGGGGGCUUCGCCUCCCGCUGAGGGGUGACCGCCCACCACACGGAAGGGACCGGAUCUCCCACCGCGGGCCCUCUGUCCCCGGGGGCGGAGCUCAGCGAGGAUGCUGCUGGGCGGAUGCGGGUGGAGUUAAGCCCAGGGAAGGCCAAGGGGUGGUGACAGGACUAGCCCUGGCACUGAAUGCCCCACGUGUUUGGCCUCCUAGUUCUCUCCUCCCCCUCCCCUGGCAACCCGGACUCCGGCCUGGCUUCGACCCCGCAGGACUCUUCUUUUCCCGGAAUACCUAGCCUUUCCCGGAGCUCAGCCGGCUGACUCCCUGCAGCCCUGGACCCG